GUUUACAUGACUCAGUACUAGUUAGAAUACUGCCAAAUUCCGAUUAAUAUCGGAAUAUUGAUGUGCAUGUAAACGUAGCCAGCGGCGUAAGAGGAAAAGUCAAAACAGUGCAAUCUGGCAACCCGGGUCGUGGCGUGGAGGCGGGCGCAGCGGCGGAGAGAAUGACACAAGCAUCUGGUACCCAGGAAACAGGGAGAGGAGGAUGUAGCAUCCCUCCAUCAGCGCAUUAGCACAGGAGGCUAGCGCGGUGCUGAGCGGCCGCUUUUGUGGGAUGUGUGACAGUUUAACGGAGUAACAUGGCCUCCAGAGACUGAGGAGCUCUGCUUUCGGAGCAUGAUUCACCGCCAGGUGAUACUGACUCAGAACUUGUACCAGAACCGCUUUCUCGGGCUGGCGGCCAUGGCCUCACCGUCUCGCUCGUCCCAGGCCCGGCGCCGGAGCAAAGACCCUAUCCGGCACAGCUUCAACCCGGAGCACUUCCCCAGUGUGGACUUCCAGAACGGCGAGCAUGAGGAGCUGGCAGCCGCCCUGCCGCGUUCCACCAGCGAUACGGACCUGGUGACAUCACACUGUCGCUCCACACUGACCGCCAGCACCUCAAACUACGCCAUCGGCCAGUCUCCGGACAUCACACUCACAUGGGACAUCAAGGAAGAGGUGGAUGCUGGAGACUGGAUUGGAAUGUAUCUCAUCGAUGAGGUGCUGUCAGAGAACUUUCUGGACUAUAAGAACCGCGGAGUGAAUGGCUCUCACAAAGGCCAGAUCGUGUGGAAGAUUGAAGCCAAUUCCUACUUUGUUGAGCCUGAGACGAAGAUCUGCUUUAAGUACUACCACGGGGUGAGCGGCGCUUUGAGGGCCACAACACCCAGUGUGACCGUGAGGAACCCUUCAGCGCCGGUGUUCAAGCCGGUUGCCGUGGACGACGUGCCUCAGAGUCAGGGCAGCCGAAGACUCAUCAGCUUCUCUCUGUCAGAUUUCCAGGCGACAGGCUUAAAGAAGGGCAUGUUCUUCAACCCGGACCCCUACCUGAAGAUCGCCAUCCACCCCGGCAAACACAGCAUCUUCCCUGCUUUACCUCACCAUGGCCAGGAGAAAAGAUCAGGCAUCGUCUGCAACACCGUCAACCCCGUGUGGCAGAGAGAGAGGUUUAAUUUUGUGUCUUUACCCACGGACGUGCUGGAGAUUGAGGUAAAGGAUAAAUUUGCCAAGAGCAGACCCAUCAUAAAGCGCUUCCUUGGCAAACUGUCCAUGCCGGUGCAGAGAUUACUGGAGAAGCAUGCUAUCGGUGACCGAGUGGUCAGCUACAGUUUGGGUAGAAGGUUGCCAACAGAGCAUGUCAGUGGUCAGCUGCAGUUUCGCUUUGAGAUAACUUCCUCCAUUCAUCCAGAUGAUGAGGACAUGUCCCUCAGCACAGAGCUUGAGUGUACCACAGUGCAUGAGGAACCAGAGGAACCUGAGCAGCAUGAGCCAGGGGAAAUGGAGGCAGGAGAACAUCUUGCUCCAGUCCAAGCCGAGGACACCAUGAGCCUGGAUCUGGUUGCUCCUGAUCUGCCACUGGAUGGAGACACAGCCUCAGUAGAAGUUUCCAUGGAUGUAGAGCCCUUAGAGGCAGAUGAGGGAGGGACAGAGAUCCAGAAACCAGAGGAGACUGAGCGGAUCCAGGAGGCAGAAUCUGUACUUGUAGAGAGCAGUGAGCAAGAAGUGGAGGCCCUGGCAGCUGAGCAAGAUGGAGGAAGUCAGGUGGAGGUCCUGACGCCUGAGCAAGAUGUAGAGAGUGAACAGGAAUUGGCAGCUCUGGAGCAGAUGGAGCAAGGAGAGACAGGAAUAGAAGGAGAAGGAUACAAUCAAGAGACAAUUUCUGUGGAACCAGUUGAUAUAGAAACUAUGGAAAGAACAACAGCAGCCCCUACUGUAAUGGUGGAAGAAAUGGAGAGUGCCAUGGGAGGAUCUGAACCUCAACCUGUCUUCCUUGAGGAGUGUGCUCAAGCAGAGGAUGAAGAUCAGGAAGAAGACGAAGAUUGCUCACUCCGGAUGCGUGGUGCAGCGAAGCGAAAAAAUCGGCCUUGUUCACUGCCCGUGUGUGAGCUGGAGACGGUAAUUGCCUCGACAUGUGAGGAACCUGAGACUCCACGGUCACACUACAUCCGUCUCCACCACCUUCUCCACAGCCUUCCCUCUAACCAAUCAGAAAGCUCUAAAACAGAAGAAGAAGAGGAAGAAGAGGAGCAAGACGAAGAUGGUGUAGCACCUGAGCCGCUGACUCCCAAUGGCCCACGUCGUUCCCUUCCUCGCAGCCGCUCGCACCAGCGCCUCUCAGAACUUGUGCAGAUACUAGACGGAGAGGGCCAAGCAUUAGAGUCAGAAGGUCAGGUCAGAGGCCAAAGGUCACCAGGUGAGAGUGAGGGUGAGGCUGACCUUAGCCCAGUGCCGUGCUGUAGUCACAUGGUGGCGAGGGGUGCGGGCGCAAUGCGUGCAGCGUCUUUGGACAGCGCACGAUGCACCAAGAGCAGCAUGUUCUCCUCACAGGAAGACGAGGACGACAUGGAUGGGCUGAACGGCAUCUUGGAAUUAGAGGUGGAGCCUUGUCAGGGGGUGCGGAAUCGUAUGAGGGACGGAACAGGGUGGGAGGAAGUGCCUGACACUCAUGUGCAAAGUCCACAUGGCAUUGUGGGUAAUGGAGAGUCCCCGGGAGCUGGGACAAGCAACAGGAGAGAGUGUCCUCUGCCAUGUAGUCACCCUCCAGUAAGCCAGCUCCCUGCUCUGAGGCCAGACCCCCACCACUACCCCACCAUCGACGAGCCCCUUCCUCCUAAUUGGGAGGCGCGUAUCGACAGUCAUGGACGUGUGUUCUACGUGGAUCACAUUAACCGCACCACAACGUGGCAAAGACCAACAGCAGCAGCGACGCCUGAUGGCUUGCGCAGGUCCGGAUCCAUCCAGCAAAUGGAGCAGCUCAACAGGAGAUAUCAGACCAUCCAGAGGACCAUGGCCACAGAGAGGAGGGAAGAGGAAGGAGGGAACCCUCGAGUGGAGAGGACUAGCAGUACAGAGACUGACUCACCGCCUCAGACAAGUGAGACGAGGAGAGACUCGCACUGCUCUCCGAGUCACUGUCAGAAGGUCACCCUGCUGCUGCAGUGUCCGGCCGUCAAGUUCAUCACACACCCCGAGUUCUUCACCGUGCUCCAUGCCAACUACGGUGCAUAUCGCAUGUUCACUAACAGCUCGUGUCUGAAGCACAUGAUCCUGAAGAUCAGGAGGGACGCGCGGAACUUCGAGCGCUACCAGCACAACCGUGAUCUCGUCUCCUUCCUGAACCGCUUUGCUGAUUCCCAUAUGGAUCUGCCCCGGGGCUGGGAGAUUAAAACCGACCCUCAGGGAAAGUCGUUCUUUGUGGAUCACAACAGCCGUGCAACGACCUUCAUCGAUCCCAGAAUCCCUCUGCAGAACGGCAGGCUGCCCAACCACCUCACUCACCGGCAACACCUGCAGAGACUGCGUAGCUACAGUGCAGGAGAGGCAUCUGAUGUGUCCCGCACGCGUGGAGUGUCUCUGUUAGCGAGGCCUGGCAAUAGUUUAGUAGCCGCCGUCCGAAACCAAAGCCAACAGGAGCCGGUGCCACUGGCGUACAACGAUAAGAUUGUGGCGUUUCUACGGCAACCCAACAUCUUUGAGGUGCUCCAAGAGAGGCAGCCGAGCCUGGCCAGGAACCACUCGCUCAAAGAAAAGGUACACCACAUCCGUACAGAAGGCACACCCAGACUAGAAAAGCUGUCCUGUGAUGCCGACUUUGUCAUGCUAUUAAGUUUGUUUGAGGAGGAGAUCAUGUCCUACGUUCCUCUCGCCACGUUUCACUCCGGCUUCGCCUUCUCUCCCCGCUGCUCCCCCGGCUCCUCUCCGCAAAAUUCUCCAGGAACCCAGAGAGCUCGUGCUCCAGCUCCAUAUCGCAGAGACUUUGAGGCCAAACUUCGUAACUUCUACAGGAAACUGGAAGCCAAGGGUUAUGGACAAGGGCCAGGGAAAAUCAAACUAAUAGUACGGAGAGAUCAUCUACUGGAAGGCACGUUUAACCAGGUCAUGGCCUACUCACGCAAAGAGCUCCAAAGGAACAAACUCUAUAUUACCUUUGUCGGCGAGGAAGGUCUGGAUUACAGUGGACCUUCUCGGGAGUUCUUCUUCCUGCUCUCUCAGGAACUGUUUAACCCCUAUUACGGUCUGUUUGAGUACUCCGCCAACGACACAUACACAGUCCAGAUCAGCCCCAUGUCAGCCUUCGUAGAGAAUCAUUUGGAAUGGUUUCGUUUCAGUGGGCGGAUCUUAGGCCUAGCAUUGAUUCAUCAGUACCUGCUGGAUGCCUUCUUCACCCGGCCCUUUUAUAAAGCUCUGCUCAGACUAGCGACUGACUUGAGUGAUCUGGAGUAUUUGGAUGAGGAGUUCCACCAGAGCUUACAGUGGAUGAAGGACAACGACAUCACAGACGUCCUGGAUCUCAACUUCACCGUCAAUGAGGAGGUGUUUGGCCAGGUAACAGAGAGGGAGCUGAAAUCAGGAGGAGCCAACAUACAGGUGACGGAGAAGAACAAGAAAGAGUACAUAGAGCGCAUGGUGAAGUGGAGAGUGGAGAGAGGAGUGGUUCAGCAAACCCAGGCUCUGGUCCGAGGCUUUUAUGAGGUGGUGGAUUCUCGACUGGUGUCUGUGUUUGACGCUAGAGAGCUGGAGCUGGUAAUCGCUGGAACAGCCGAGAUCGACCUCAAUGACUGGAGGACCAACACAGAAUACAGAGGCGGCUACCACGACGGACACAUCGUGAUCCGGUGGUUCUGGGGAGCAGUAGAACGCUUUAACAAUGAGCAGAGGUUGCGGCUGCUGCAGUUUGUUACAGGAACGUCCAGCGUGCCAUACGAGGGCUUUACGGCUCUGCGUGGAAGCAACGGCCUGCGCCGCUUCUGCAUCGAGAAGUGGGGAAAGAUCACCUCUCUGCCCAGGGCUCACACAUGCUUUAACCGCCUUGAUCUUCCUCCAUACCCGUCCUACACAAUGCUCUACGAGAAGCUCCUCAUUGCUGUAGAGGAGACCAGCACUUUCGGCCUUGAGUGACAUGACGACUCUGCAUCGCUCGUGUACGCUACACGUCUAGUACACUACUAUAAAUGUGGAUCUGUUUUUAGUCUAUAAAAAAAUAGCGAUCUGUAUAUAAAUAUAUGUAUAUCUUGCUUCUAACUGAAAACAGCCUUGCAUGCAUCACUCACCUGUGCACAUGACGUACCGUCUCUGGGCAGCACCGUGUGCACCAUGCAAGCUGUGUAUGCAAUAUGACACAACAGGCUUUAGCCUAACUCUUAACUCUCAGGGCCUCGACCUCCGCUGCAGCACUACGACUCCAACAUGGCUGCAGUGUUCACUUGGGAUACACACUCGACUGACUGCUCGCACCGCAUCUCACUCACAUCAGCUUCGGCGACGGACUCAGUCAAGGCACGUGAACACUUCCUUCCAAAAUGGCGUCAUUACAGAGAUGAGCACUAAUAUUAGAAUAUUAGAAGCAACACAGGAAAUGACAUCAGGAACCAGAGAGAGAGAAGCGUUUGGGCUGUGGAGGCUCGAAAAUUCUGAUUUAAAGGAAAACUGGAAAACUCCAGUGUUUUUUAAUCUAAUCUUUAUCAACUGCAUGAGUAGGGUUGUCAUGGUAACUGUACCAUGAACCCAUGUAUCAUUUUAUACAGCAACAAAGUUGAUUAUUUAUUUUGUUCAUUUUUCUGUUAUCACUGUUUUGUCAAUUUUAAAUAUAAUAAGCCUAAUGUGUAGCAAAGUGUGCUGGGAAACAAAAAAGAAAGAAAUUCACUCUGGCAUGUAAAAGCCUGUUCCUGCAUAUUUCUCCACUCCCGAGAUGGAGUUCUGUCACGUGGAGAUGAUUUCUAACUUUUAAUGUUUCAAUCAUUUUCAUUUUUAAUUUUCAUAUAGUUUGUUAUAUAUUCUUGAUACUUGAAAAAAAAAGCUUUUGUUCUUGAAUUCACAUGGACAUGCCAUCUAUGAUGUAUUAUUUCCUAUUACACCACAGCUCUGCUGAAUUCUCUAUUCUGAUUGGUCGGAAGAGAAGAUGUUGAUUAAUUGUCACAGCUCUGACAAUAGUGCCGGCUACAAUGUUUAAAUAGUGACUCAUUCACAGGGACCUGUGUGGCGGACACACUACAAUAAUAUAAGACUAAUAAUAAGCAAAGAGUGUUGUUAUUUAUCAAAGAAAAACGUACAGUCGUUCUAUAAGAAGACGUUUAUUUACCAUAUAUGGAAGGAGUCUCCAGUGUCAGUGCUUUGUAACGGUGAGUUUUCCGAAAUGGGAAAUUCUUCAGGAUGGAGGUCUUUAUGGUUUUUGUCAAGCUUUGUGUUUUUUGUCUUAUUAACUUAAAGAGAGGCUGGCGAGGGAACAACCGUUUAUAGCUUUCAUAACGUAAGCGAUAACGGAAACUAACUUGUGUCAGUGUUCCACAACAUUAAAUGUAACUAAAGAUGGUUAAACAAAGUGUCAUGCUUUUAUUAAUAAAAUUGUUAAUGAUUGGGAAAUUGCUGUGGUAUAAGAGGAAUAAAACGCUUUCAGGUAAAAAAAAAUAUUAUUAUCAAUUUUUUAGCUUCCCUUAUAAAUAUAAUUCAUUAAGAUUUUUUUCGUUUUAUUUUUUUUUAUCGAACAAUUUGCUUUUUUCAGAAUUCAGAACCAACAUGAUCUUUGCAGGAAAAUAUAGGUGCAAGGUGAUUAAAAGGUAAAAAAAAGUUGUUUUGGAGAAAUAUACUGCAUUUAUGGUUUAUUAACUUUGAGGGGUCAACACAUUCUCAAAAAACUCCAUUUAGGUUAAAACCUUUUUGGCUUUUUGCCUUUUUUUUUUUUCAAGAAUUCAUCCACAACAACUUUCAACAGGUUUCCCAGACAAAUACAUUUCACAUAAACCUUUACUGACUUCUAUUAUGAGUGAAAUUGGAGUGAACUGGUUUCUGUUUUUUUUUUUUUUUCUCAGCACAGAGAAGUGUCAAAAUUUGUCUGUGGCAAAUCAAACACACACACACACACUGCAGACGCAGUAGAUGGAAGUUAGGUUAGAAAACACUGGAGUAUUUUUUACACUAAAAAAAGAAACAUGGGUCAAGCAGGUUGUGGUAUAUAAGCUUAAGCUUAAGAUUUUUGUUAUUUAUAAUAUUUCAUUUUUAAUAUUCUUUUGUACACUACCCAGAAGGACGUCUGUAAAGAUUAGUUUUCAGUGAAACAAUUCAUUACGUACAGUGUAUUCUAUGUAAUACUGUGUAAUUACCCAAAUGACUUGUAUGAUGCUGUAACACUUGUAACACAUUUUGUCUGGAGAUUGAAGUUCUUAUUUAUAGAAAUGUAAGUGGUGAAGGUCAUGGGAUUGUCCGGUGAGUCUGGGUUGGUCAUGUGAUGGUUAUGGUGUCUAUAUUUCAGCUUUUUACCUCUUCUUUCUCGUCAUAUUUACACGUCUGAGCACGUUUCAGAGGGAGGAGCUCAUGUGCUGUAGAGUCACGCUUCAUAUAUUGUAUGUAAAUUGAAAGAUAUGAUACUGACGGCUUGAAAAUCCAUGCUAUCCAGUGUACAGAUAUUGGAUUUUGAGCGAUCUUUGUAUUUGUAAAUUGAAGUAUUCAGACUCUAUUACAAAGUAGUAUACAAAUGAAAAAUGCUGCAGCACUGAUCAAAAAUUAUGAUUUUUUUUUAAUAUUAUUAUCUCCUAUCACGCUCACUCCUGGAUAUACCAGUGCAUUUGUAUUUAAUGUGUCAAAUGAAACGUUGUAUAAUUGGAUGUACUGUAAAUCAAAUGUGUAUAUUAUAAGUCUAUACAGUAUGUGUAACGUAUAGAUAUCAAUUUUGAAAUGCAAUGUAUGUAUUAGGGAUUAAGAGGCUUCUUUUUUAAUCUAUUAAUCUAUCUCUUUGCUUAACCCUUUGGUUGUAUAAAUGCAUCAUGCUAUGCACAUUUUAGUUAAACUAACAAGAAUGCAAUUUCCUGUCAAUCGUCCAGGGCUUCUCUUUAAUUUCCCAAAGUCUCGGAUGUACAGCUGUAUGGGAUGAUUUCAUCUCAAACGGAUUGAUCAAACUGCCUUACAACACCUCCGCUCGAACCAUUUCACAUUCUGUUGGAGGUGUGAGAAAGUUUUGGCUCCUGCAUUAUCCUCAUAAACAUAAACACAAACACACACACACACACACACACACACACACACACACUGUCCUGCACGAACAGCUCACUGUGUUGCACUGUGUGUCCAUCAGGUCUUCGUCUCAGCCGGUUUUGUAUUCUGUAAGGCUCCAGGCUUCUUUGUCAGGCCGAGCUCUGUAAAAAAGCAUAGCACUGUUCAAGAAUGUCAAUAAACAAUCAGUUUGUAA
Messenger RNA from Pangasianodon hypophthalmus (striped catfish), 8377 nucleotides. It is a transcript of the gene hecw1b, whose product is annotated as HECT, C2 and WW domain containing E3 ubiquitin protein ligase 1b. The transcript is spliced from 28 exons. Gene Ontology annotation, molecular function: protein binding; ubiquitin-protein transferase activity. Gene Ontology annotation, biological process: regulation of dendrite morphogenesis. The record is from RefSeq and is a predicted model, not a curated record. NCBI's taxonomy places the organism in Eukaryota, Metazoa, Chordata, Actinopteri, Siluriformes, Pangasiidae. The coding region runs from base 334 to 5097 and encodes 1587 amino acids.